AUGCUCAAACAUAUAAUAAGGAGUUCUAAUAAAAAACAAACUAAAAGGUAUAAGCAGAAAAAAUCAAAGAUAUUUAAUUCUACAACUAAAAAACUGGUUGCUUGUUAUUGUGAUCAAUGUAACAGUAAAGAAGUUGAUUCAAAAACGAGAAAAAGAUAUAAUAACCUCAAAGAACAGCUUGAAACCCAUUCUUAUACAUCAAAACAAACUGCUAAUAAAAUUUCAUUAAGUGAAAAAGAAUGGUUUCAAUCAGCUGAUAAUAAAUACCUACAUGAAGAAGAAGAAGAAUUAAGCAACAAGGAUGAUAGAAAUCUUUUUGAACAAUUUUCCGCUUUCAAUUUAAAUGAUAUAGAUAUCAAUUUGAAUCCUGAAUCUACUAGCUUUGAUGAUUUGUAG
Funneliformis caledonium is the source of this 396-nucleotide messenger RNA. The record is from the annotation of a GenBank genome assembly. Lineage: Eukaryota; Fungi; Glomeromycota; Glomeromycetes; Glomerales; Glomeraceae.